AUGGCGUACGCACACAUCACUCUGAGUCAUGAGUUCCCAGCCGUAGAGAUGGAGGACUUUGUUAAAUGCACAACCCAAGCAAUAUGCGAUGCAACCGGAAAGCCGGAGGCAUACAUACUGGUUACUGCGUCCCGAGAAAACCUCAUUGUCGGCCUCCUUCCCCAAAGCCAGGUCUUCGUGCAGCUCACCAUAAUCGGCAUCGACGACCCCUUUCGAUCCGAGCAGAUAUCGAAGUUUAUCUGCCGACGUUUACUAUUAUAUAAAAGGGAGCUCGCCUCAUCGCAGGUGAACAUAGUGAUAAAUUACAAGCAACGGGGGACACUGUGCGUUUGCGGCAACCAAAUCUGA
This is a messenger RNA of Giardia duodenalis, 348 nucleotides long. RefSeq lists its product as uncharacterized. NCBI's taxonomy places the organism in Eukaryota, Fornicata, Diplomonadida, Hexamitidae. The record is from RefSeq and is a predicted model, not a curated record. The coding region runs from base 1 to 348 and encodes 115 amino acids. The transcript has a single exon.